This is a messenger RNA of Ichthyophthirius multifiliis, 603 nucleotides long. RefSeq lists its product as hypothetical. Gene Ontology annotation, biological process: Arp2/3 complex-mediated actin nucleation; regulation of actin filament polymerization. Gene Ontology annotation, cellular component: actin cytoskeleton; Arp2/3 protein complex. The record is from RefSeq and is a predicted model, not a curated record. The transcript is spliced from 2 exons. Lineage: Eukaryota; Ciliophora; Oligohymenophorea; Hymenostomatida.
AUGAAUAAACAAACAACUAAAAAAGAAGACGAAUAAGAACAAUAAUAAUUAUUUUAAAAUAUAUUAAAAGAAAAAUAAGAUAAAUUAAGACAAAACUAAAAUUCAGAUAUAUCAACUAGAGUUAAAAUUGCUAUUGAAAAUCCUCCUUUGAAAUGUAAUGAUGAAUAGACUAUUGAAAAGUAUGUAUUAUUAGUAUAAAAUGAAUUUUCAAAUAUAAAAGGAAGAGAAAAUGAACUUGUAAAUAGUCUUAAUGAUGAAGAAGCAGUCAAUUUAUAUGAAUAUAUAAAUAAGAGUUUUUAAUAUAUAUCUGAGGGAAAAUCUAAAGAAGAUAAAUUUUUACCAGGAAAAUUAUUAAAAAUACAUUCUCUAUUAAUUUAAAAGUUUGGAAAAUCAUUAAUUUUAAGAUCUAUUUGUAAAAAAAAAGCCUUAAUCUAAAAAAUUGAUAAUUUUAAGGUUUCAAAAGACAUAAACUAGUAAUGAAUUAUGCAAUAAACAAAAAAAUAUUGAUAGAAAUACUAUUAUUUAUUUAAAUGAAUAAUAUUUAUUUUUCUAUAUUUUGUUUUCUUAAAAAACAAACUUGAUAAAAAUAAAAAAUUGUGCUUU